Carica papaya (papaya) is the source of this 530-nucleotide messenger RNA. RefSeq lists its product as uncharacterized. Lineage: Eukaryota; Viridiplantae; Streptophyta; Magnoliopsida; Brassicales; Caricaceae. The record is from RefSeq and is a predicted model, not a curated record.
AGCCAACUAAUUUAAAAGCCAUGUAACGUCUGAAUUCUAUUCUCUCGUUCCCAAAAUCCACAUUACCUCCUCUUUUCCCAUCUUUUUCUCCACACGUUCUCCCUCUCACUAAUCACUUCCUCAACAAAUCAAUUCUCUCUCUCCCCCUCUCUCUCUCUCUAACAAACCAGAGAGUUUCAAGAUCUGAAGAACACGUAUUCUUUUCGAUCGUAAAGAGCAGAAGAGAGAUGUGUUGUGGAAGUAGGAUGUGCAUGCUGUGCACGUGCGUGAUACUGGUAGUCAUCUUGAUCGGGUUUUUGUUUGGAUUUGGGGUUUUCAAGAAUGGAUUUCACAAGCUCAAGGAAACUAUUCACGACUGCGACGCAAGCAUUCCUGGGAAUCUUUGUGGGAGGCCCUUUUUGGGGUAUGCGCCGCCUCCCUCACCGUUCUAGGGAUUUCAUCUAUUAGUUUUAUUUUUCCCUUACCUGGUGUUUGUGUUUAGAAUUUUCUGGGGAUUAUGUUGGAUUUAUGAUAUAUACAUAUAUUUUUUU